Messenger RNA from Rasamsonia emersonii CBS 393.64, 435 nucleotides. RefSeq lists its product as uncharacterized. The transcript is spliced from 3 exons. The coding region runs from base 1 to 435 and encodes 144 amino acids. The record is from RefSeq and is a predicted model, not a curated record. NCBI's taxonomy places the organism in Eukaryota, Fungi, Ascomycota, Eurotiomycetes, Eurotiales, Trichocomaceae.
AUGGCUCCCAGAAAUUUCAAGCAGGUUAAAGCAGUCUCUAAUGGACUUGAAGAGCAAUCAUCGAUCAUUUUCAAUCAUGAAGGCUAUGGAAGCUUAGCUUCUGAGGUGUCCCCUUUCAGGAUUCCAAGCGCGCCUAGGUUUUUAUGUGUGGCUGAGAUGAGCAGGCAGACUAUAAGCGUUCAAACUUUCACCCUGAACGUUGAUGAGUGUACUCUGUACUCACUAGUAGAACAUCUCACCCUGCAAGUCAUUAACCAGGUUAUGGCAGUAAAUCGCUACCAAUCUGGAAGAGUUAGCGCCUAUGAUAGGCGCCCGGCAGUUCGCUAUAUUGGGUACAGUGGGGGUACAACUAGGGGUCUUGUUAAGCCCGGCGCUAAUUCCUAUAACUUAUCUCUUCUGCUAGGCUGUCAUCCUAUGGUUCGUAAGGACUCUUGA